Symbiodinium pilosum is the source of this 371-nucleotide messenger RNA. Lineage: Eukaryota; Dinophyceae; Suessiales; Symbiodiniaceae. The record is from the annotation of a GenBank genome assembly.
GCCCGGCGCUUCCGCGGGCAUUCUUCAGCAAACAAGACUCGAGCCUGAGGCGGACAGCCUCUUCUGGAGGCCACAAGACAGCCGCGACCACAGGUCUUUCUGGCCCCGCACGCGUUUGCAUGGCGACCAUGGCUGCAGUUGCUACAGAACGGCUCAGAGUGCGGCAUGGUGAAGAGCUCGCCGAAGAGUACAUAUGCAGGAUCCCGAAGACGGACGCAGAGAUCCUGAAGUUUUUCCUGUGCUUCCUUGCUGAUCGAGGUUUGCAAGAUGUUCCGGUGUUCAUCAACGGAGGCUAUGUCAGGGACCUGCUGCUUGGAAAGGAGCCUGACGAUCUUGACCUGACCCUGUGCCUUCGUGACUGCGCGCCGGAG